CUUAGAGGGACGACCGCAUUGAGACUGCCACCACCGCGCGACAGCCAUAUUGGACACUGCCGGUACACACCUCUCGCUUCUCUCUUACUUUUGACGAGGUUUUUGACUAAACAAGAGUGAAUUAUUACUGGGAAAUAAUAAACGAGGCAUUUAGGAAGACCUGUAAAGCAAGAUCGCACUCAGGAAUGUUAUAGGAUAGACUUUUGUUAUGUGCACGGUCAACCUGCUGAUCUUUGCCUGCCUGGUGCCUUUAGACGUAAUUUCUCAAACAGAACUGGCCGGGUUUGGUCGGACGGUUUAUCGGGGGCUGCACAAGAUGCCGUUGGCAAGCCGUGCUCGGGUUUAUGCAGAUGUCAAUGCCCACAGACCACAUGAAUAUUGGGACUAUGAAUCUCAUGUUAUAGAAUGGGGACAACAAGAUGAUUAUCAACUUGUAAGAAAACUUGGUCGAGGCAAAUACUCAGAAGUUUUUGAGGCUGUAAACAUCAACAACAAUGAAAAAUGUGUCGUCAAGAUUCUCAAGCCUGUCAAGAAGAAGAAGAUAAAGAGAGAAAUAAAGAUCUUGGAAAAUCUGCGAGGUGGGACCAACAUCAUCACACUGCAGGCUGUAGUGAAAGAUCCAGUUUCUCGAACGCCGGCACUGGUGUUUGAACAUGUAAACAAUACGGAUUUCAAACAGCUAUAUCAGACACUUAAUGACUUUGAUAUUAGAUACUAUCUAUAUGAGCUCAUAAAGGCUUUAGACUACUGUCACAGUAUGGGAAUAAUGCAUCGAGAUGUCAAACCCCACAAUGUAAUGAUUGAUCACGAGCAUCGGAAAUUGCGUCUCAUAGAUUGGGGGUUGGCGGAAUUUUAUCAUCCUGGUCAAGAGUACAAUGUUCGCGUGGCAUCCAGAUACUUCAAGGGUCCAGAGCUUCUUGUAGACUAUCAGAUGUAUGAUUACUCCCUUGAUAUGUGGUCGUUAGGAUGUAUGUUGGCAAGUAUGAUAUUCCGUAAAGAACCCUUCUUCCAUGGUCAUGAUAAUUAUGACCAAUUGGUACGCAUUGCAAAGGUGUUGGGGACCGAAGAACUGUACGAAUAUGUUGAGAAAUAUCAAAUUGAACUAGAUCCUAGGUUCAAUGAUAUUCUUGGAAGGCAUUCACGAAAGCGAUGGGAAAGGUUUGUCCAUAGUGAAAAUCAACACUUAGUAUCUCCAGAAGCUCUUGAUUUCUUGGACAAAUUGCUACGUUAUGACCACCAAGAGCGCUUGACUGCCCAUGAAGCCAUGGAACAUCCUUAUUUUUACCCUAUCGUCAAGGAACAAGGUCGGCACAUGAGCUCACCAACUCCAGCUCCUCCUGCAUUGACUGGGGUGUCCGAGUAGAAUUGGUACUGAUGCAUCCACAAACCAAGUGGAACAUAAGUUAACCAGCCUUAUGUGGGACUGACCUGGAGUCUGGGCCUUGCAGCUUAUGCUUUGAGAGUGCUGCACUGAUCACCAAGGGUCUUGUUGUGUUACUUGACCCAGCCUCAACUUGUUAAGAUAUGGAACACAGAUCCGGCACUGAUAGAUUGUGUGUGUGUAUGUAAUAUAUAUAUAUAUA
Homarus americanus (American lobster) is the source of this 1583-nucleotide messenger RNA. It is a transcript of the gene CkIIalpha, whose product is annotated as casein kinase II subunit alpha. The record is from RefSeq and is a predicted model, not a curated record. The transcript is spliced from 9 exons. The coding region runs from base 209 to 1363 and encodes 384 amino acids. Gene Ontology annotation, biological process: protein phosphorylation. Gene Ontology annotation, cellular component: cytosol; protein kinase CK2 complex; nucleus. Gene Ontology annotation, molecular function: ATP binding; protein serine/threonine kinase activity. NCBI's taxonomy places the organism in Eukaryota, Metazoa, Arthropoda, Malacostraca, Decapoda, Nephropidae.